AUGAAGUUUGGAAUCAAGACUACAAGAUGGAUGAUGAAGAUGAUGAUCAUGUUUCAAUUGAUAAGGUUUUCAAUCAAUUUGACUAUCAAGACCACAAGCUUAAAUCAUCCAAGUAAUCAAGAUCAAAGGAAAUUAUCCAAAAGAGAUAUGGUUUACAGGAAUUUAGAAGCUGUUAAUAAUUUAGAUGAUAAGAUUAUACAAAUGAUCUUAAAUGGAAUCAUUCAACAUUUUAUGACAUCAGAUCCAGAGAUUGGAAACAAGCGAAUGAAUGGAUACGAUUUUAUUCAUUCGAGUCAUCAUGAUUCAUCAUCAAGUCAAUCACAUCAAGAAGAAAAAGUGAUCGUACCUUAUCUUGGAAGAAAUUCAAAAGGAGAAACCGUGAAUCGACCCAAAGAAGUGAUGAUCAAAUGGGCAACAGCUCAAGAUCAAUCUGAUUGGAAUACAUUAGGAUUCGAUUUAGAACAUGUUUUGAUGGUCAGUAGGAUCUUGGGGUUAGAUGGAGAAUUUAUUAAUAUCAAUUUAGAAGGUCAAGAAUGGUAUCGAUAUAUUUUAAAAUGUAUGUUUGAAUUAAGGAAGGAAGAAUUUAAGUUUUUUGAAAUCCUUAGUUGGUUCUCAACUCAUUUAAAUCAAGAAGAGUUUUUAAAACGGUUUGAAAUCUUUUCUUAUAUUACUUCUAAAGGAUUAAAUCCUAGUAGUACUCAUCAUUAUCAUCAUUCAUUGAAGAAUUUAAAACCUUGGUGGAAUAAACUUCAGAUUGAAAGAUGGAUUAAAAGAUCAGAUUGGGAUGUGAAUUUGAUUUUAAAAGUAGGAGAUUUACUUAAACUAAACGAACCUAAUGUUUCAUUUCAAAGUUAUAAUAAACGAAGUCAAAUCCGAGAGAAAUUGAUGAAUUUCUUAGAUCCUACUAGUUCUUCAAAAUUAAUAUUUAAAUCAAAAGAUGAAGAUGGAGAUGAAGAUGAAGUGUUUUCGAAAAUUAAAAAAAUGUCAACUUAUCUUCCAGAAGCAUUAUCAAUCGAAACUGAAUCUAGUUUAGUUGGAUCAUUAUAUAAGAAACGAAUUAAUUUAUUAACUGAAGUUAGAAGGUUAGAUGGUAGUCUAGGUAGACCAGAGCCGAAUCAUCGAUUCUUUAGAAUAUAUUGGAUCACCAGAGGAGUGGAUCCAGAAAUCGCAUUGAAAUCUUUGAAUUCGAAUGAAGAAAUCUCGGAACCUGGAUAUGUGAUCUUUAAUCAAUUCAAUCAAUCUUUUCAUCUUUCUAAAUAUUUUGAGUUUAUGAAUUUGGUUUGGGCUGGGUUUAAUUCUGUUCAUGAGGUUUUACAUCAGGUUUGGGAAAGAGCUAUACAGUUAAGACCUGCUUGGUAA
This is a messenger RNA of Melampsora larici-populina 98AG31, 1359 nucleotides long. RefSeq lists its product as uncharacterized. The coding region runs from base 1 to 1359 and encodes 452 amino acids. The record is from RefSeq and is a predicted model, not a curated record. Lineage: Eukaryota; Fungi; Basidiomycota; Pucciniomycetes; Pucciniales; Melampsoraceae. The transcript has a single exon.